AUGAGUCAGGAAGAAAAUCAAGACUCAACCAGUUCAAAUUUUGCUGUGGUGGUAACUGAUGAUUCAGGUGAAAUCGAAACUAUGCGAAGAGAUAAAUGUGAUUCAAAAUCUGUAGACUCCAUUCCAGAAGAUAUGAUGUCCAGUAAAGAAAGCCUUACUCCAGUUAUUGAAAUGGAUAAAGAAAUGUUAUUUAUGGAAAAUAUUUACCCAAUACGAUGA
This is a messenger RNA of Parnassius apollo (apollo), 219 nucleotides long. The record is from the annotation of a GenBank genome assembly. Lineage: Eukaryota; Metazoa; Arthropoda; Insecta; Lepidoptera; Papilionidae.